Messenger RNA from Paramuricea clavata, 1587 nucleotides. The record is from the annotation of a GenBank genome assembly. NCBI's taxonomy places the organism in Eukaryota, Metazoa, Cnidaria, Anthozoa, Malacalcyonacea, Plexauridae.
AUGGCUUCCAAAAGAGGUUGCCUUACAAUAAGUGAGGUUGUUUCAGCACUAGGCAAAGAAAAACAGCAAGGUAACGAUUGUAGUUAGAGUGAAUGUUCAUCCUCAGGAAUAGACAAGUCAAGUGAUGAUAAUUUUGAACCUACUUCACUGGAAAAUCUUGAUCCAUGCUUCAAAGACUCGGUUUCUAUCAAUGAGACUAUUCAAGAAGUAUGUAUGUUUUGGAUUUUUCAAAAAAUAUCACGUCUUUACUUGUUGUUUACAACUGUGAAUUGUUCAUACAACCAAAAGCUGCAUUGGUUGCAUUUAUUGACUGCCUAAUAAUUUACAGAAAAGUUAGAGAUACUUCAUGACAAGUUUAUUCAAACUGAAGCAAUACAGAGUGUAGAUUUGUACUGUAUGUAUUGUGGUAGUUUAUGUUUUAGAAUGGAAGAGAAGUGUAACAUAUAUGUUGCUCCUGUGUAUGUUGUAUGAAUGGCAUCAGAGUUUCAUACAAUGGUUUUCUAAAAUUUACUUAUGUCAAUUUUAGGAAUCAAGCAGUAGUGAUGAUGAACCUGAUCCUGAACCGAGUACAUCAUCCAAGAAAAAAUCCACAAGAAAACAUGCCAAAGCCACCCAACAGAAGCCAGCUUGUAAACGUAAGAAAACCACACAGGUAUGUGAAAGCCCUUUCAAAUGGUCCCCAAUGACAGAGAGCCUUCAUAAUAAAAAUGCUGAUGCACCAUUCCUGGAGAAUUGUGGUCCUACAAGGAGGUUAGAUGGUUGUGUAGAACCCAUACAUUAUUUCCUGGCUUUCUUCACAAUGAAUGCUGUCAAUGAAUUGGUUUCUCAAACAAAUUUAUAUCACAAUCAAAAACAUCCUGAUGGUGUGAUCAAUUUGUUAGUGUUUGUGCAGAAGAGAUUUUAGCAUACAUUGGUGUAGUAAUUGCUAUGGGUUUAUGUAAACUACCAAAGAUUGAUGAUUGUUGGAACAAAAAUGGCAUAUCCCAUAUGCCAUGGUUCUCAAAUGUGUUUUCCCGCGACCGAUUUUGACAAAUGAGAAAGUACUUUCACUUCAGAGAUAGUACAAAACGCCCAGCUAAAGAAGACACAGAAUAUAAGCUUUACCAAGUGAAUCCACUCAUUUCUGCCUUGACUCAAACAUUUGCAACUUUGUAUGUGCCCUCCAGGAAUGUGAGUAUUGAUGAAAUGCUACUUGGCAGAAAAUGUCGUGUAUCAUUCACACCGUAUAUGCCAAAGAAACCAAAAAAAUUUGGAAUCAAGAUAUGGGCUCUGUGUGAGGCUGAAACAGGGUAUUGCUGCUCUUUCCAGGUGUACACUGGAAAGGCAGACAGUAACCAGGCAGAACUUGGACUUUCAUACCGAGUUGUAUUUGAUUUGCUCAAAAACUACCUUGACAAAGGAUAUAGACUGUUUAUCAGUAACUUUUACACGUCAGUGCAACUAAUUUUUGACCUUGUUCAAAGAAACACUUUUGUUUGUGGUACACUUCAGGCAAACCGUAAAAAAUUGCCACCUCAAUUGAAAGAGAAAAUCGCUGUUGAUGAAAUUAAAUUUUGGAACUGUGGAAAUUUAGUUUGUGCGCACUGA